CAAUGUCGUUAUAUAAAUUGAGUCAAUCUGGCAAUAUGUUGCUAGGUACGAUUUCUGUUGAUUGUUUGAAAUCUGAACUUUUUUGUUUUGAUUGAGAAAUGGGAUACGAAAAGUCCCUUGAUUACAUAAAUCCAUUAAAGUUGUGGUACUUUGUUCAGGAUAAAGUAGUACCAAAUCAGAGUAGAAAAGCGAUAUCUACUCAAACAACUCCUGUUUUGCCAGUUGGUACAAUGAAUCUUUCAAGAGUUGCCGGACAUUUAUUUAUAAAAUUUGCGGGGGUUUCUGGAGCUGCCGCUGUAGCCAUGGGUGCUUACGGAUCGCAUGGUUUUUACCCAAAAGCAGAUGUGCCUGCUGAGUUAAAAGAUGUUUUUAAAACUGCAAAUUAUUACCAUUUUCUUCACACUUUGGCUCUUUUAGCUGUUCCUCUCACCAAACGACCUAAUCUAGUUGGUUCUUUAUUGACUACAGGGAUGCUUAUCUUUUGCGGAACAUGUUAUGCUUAUGCAUUGACAGGAAAUAAGUCUUUAAUUCGGUUUACACCAUAUGGCGGAAGUCUUCUUAUUAUAGCCUGGUUAUCAAUGGUGUUUUAAAAUUUCCUAUUGUAUAUUUGUUUUUUAUAGACAUAUAUUUUUCCAAGUGUGAUGGCAGAAAUACAUGCUUUGAAUAAACUUUCAUGUUCACAUAAAAUAAAUCUGCCUAAUGUAUUUCUGUGUUUGUGAAUUUUUUUUUUUUUUUUUUUUUUCAGGCAGUUCCACAUUUUGAUAAUGAGUGUUUAACAUAAGGAAUAUCUUAAAAUAAAAAGAAAUUAAUUUGUAUGAAAAAACACUGUAAAUUUCUAAUUUUUAUUUUUGAUAAUAUGUCCUUUUAUCCUUGCUGAAUGCAUAAAAGCAUAACAUCAUGAACAAAAUAUUGAAAGAAAAUACUGUUUUGGGAGCAUUGAUACAUAGUUCAACGAAAACUGCAUUUUUAAUAAAGUAUGUGUUUGUUUAAA
This is a messenger RNA of Argiope bruennichi, 991 nucleotides long. RefSeq names its product transmembrane protein 256 homolog. Lineage: Eukaryota; Metazoa; Arthropoda; Arachnida; Araneae; Araneidae. The coding region runs from base 99 to 590 and encodes 163 amino acids. The record is from RefSeq and is a predicted model, not a curated record. The transcript is spliced from 3 exons.